This is a messenger RNA of Mesocricetus auratus (golden hamster), 4029 nucleotides long. It is a transcript of the gene Mapre2, whose product is annotated as microtubule associated protein RP/EB family member 2. Bases 122 to 1102 code for a protein of 326 amino acids. Gene Ontology annotation, biological process: protein localization to microtubule plus-end; spindle assembly; regulation of microtubule polymerization or depolymerization. NCBI's taxonomy places the organism in Eukaryota, Metazoa, Chordata, Mammalia, Rodentia, Cricetidae. Gene Ontology annotation, cellular component: spindle midzone; cytoplasmic microtubule; microtubule organizing center. Gene Ontology annotation, molecular function: microtubule plus-end binding. The record is from RefSeq and is a predicted model, not a curated record. The transcript has 7 exons.
CGGGACCGGGCUCGGGAACAGAGGCAGAGCGCGGCUGCAGAGUGAGCAGCGAGCAGCGGGGAGACACAGCCCUCCGCCCCAGCCAGCCUCCGCGUGUGUUCCCUCUGUCGGGAGAGCGCCAAUGCCCGGGCCGACCCAAACCUUGUCCCCAAAUGGCGAGAACAACAACGACAUCAUCCAGGAUAACGGGACCAUCAUUCCUUUCCGGAAGCACACAGUGCGCGGGGAGCGGUCCUACAGUUGGGGAAUGGCGGUCAAUGUGUAUUCUACCUCGAUAACCCAGGAGACUAUGAGCAGGCAUGACAUCAUUGCAUGGGUUAAUGACAUCGUGUCUCUAAACUACACAAAAGUGGAACAGCUCUGUUCAGGAGCAGCCUACUGCCAGUUCAUGGACAUGCUCUUUCCUGGCUGCAUCAGUCUGAAGAAGGUGAAAUUCCAGGCAAAGUUGGAGCAUGAGUACAUUCACAACUUUAAACUUCUGCAAGCAUCCUUUAAGCGGAUGAAUGUCGAUAAGGUAAUUCCAGUGGAGAAGCUGGUGAAAGGGCGUUUCCAAGACAACCUGGAUUUUAUUCAGUGGUUUAAGAAAUUCUACGAUGCUAACUAUGAUGGGAAGGAGUAUGAUCCCGUCGAGGCACGACAAGGACAAGAUGCAAUUCCUCCCCCUGACCCUGGUGAACAGAUCUUCAACCUGCCCAAGAAGUCUCACCAUGCAAACUCCCCCACAGCAGGUGCGGCCAAAUCAAGCCCAGCAGCGAAACCGGGGUCCACACCCUCUCGUCCCUCGUCUGCCAAGAGGGCUUCGUCCAGUGGCUCCGCGUCCAGAUCCGACAAAGAUCUGGAAACGCAGGUCAUUCAGCUCAACGAGCAGGUACAUUCGUUGAAGCUUGCCCUGGAAGGUGUGGAGAAGGAGAGGGAUUUCUACUUCGGGAAGUUGAGAGAGAUCGAACUGCUGUGCCAAGAGCAUGGGCAGGAAAGUGAUGACCUCGUGCAGCGACUAAUGGAAGUGCUCUAUGCCUCAGACGAGCAGGAGGGCCAGACAGAAGAGCCAGAAGCAGAAGAGCAGGCCCACGACCAACAGCCCCAGCAGCAAGAAGAGUACUGAAGCGCCUCAGCAGCUCUCGACGCUGCCAUCGUGUGUGGGGACUUUUCUUCUGGAGAAUUGGAACGUGUGUGGCCCGGAGCGCGGUAGAAACCAGCUGUUCCCAACCUGCCGUUACCAUCCACAGCGAAAUCGCAUCCGCCAGCCAUUGAGCUCGGUUCCCGUUUCCUUUGCCAAGAUGCAUUAGCAGAUGGCCACUCUGGGCGCCUGCCUGCGAGGCCAUAGGGUCACACACCUUCAACUUCACCACUUGGCUGCUUGAAAUCGGUUCUACUCUUCCUCGUUUCUUUCCAGAACAACUCCUCCCCACCCCACCACCACCACCAUCACCACCACCGCCGCCACCGCCACCACCAACCCCCUUUAUCCUGGUGUGAAACAAUGGUCAUUUGGUAUAUGGUAUUUAUAUUGGCAUCUCUCAACCCGGUGUCACUAGAUGUCACACACAUUUGUGGUGCUUUGAUGUUUGCCGAGUCUAAUAACCUCCUGUCAUAAAUUUGGUCAGAAAAGUAAUUGGAACAAAGGGAAACAGAUACUUGAUAUGAAAGCCAUACGACAGUAGCUUGUGUCAUGGGGAAAAUGCAGUUUCUCCCUCUACUCACAACACUAAAGGGGAAAAAAAAUGGAUUCAAAACUAGGACUUCAGGGCCCAGCAGUGUUGACAGAGCAGCAUAGCAGACAGCCGCAGUUGUUAGUUUCAGACAUUCUCUCACGGACAACACCAUCUCGGCUUCCCCUCAGCUCCGUGUGCCCCGCCCUCCCCCCACUUCCCAGGCUCUCGUGUUAUUUUCUUUUCUCAGGGUCCUCUUUGGUGGGGGUCCAUUCCCCACAGGAUGUUGUCAUUGGCAAUCUGCAGCUGCAGAGGCUGGGAGGGUCUCAGAAGGCACGGGGCUUCCCGCCUCAGCCCUCUCCCUCCUCAUAAGGGCUUCCGCCCAAGCCCUGCAAUCCACACUAGGGGAUCUACGUUAAAGGGUAACUUGAAGGUGCACCCCACAUGCAGCCUGCUGCAUCAGGCCGGCCAGGCUGCAAGGUUGGAAGCGGAGGCUUGAUUGGCAGCAUGACUUCAAGGGAGAAGUGUAGCUCUACACAGAAACACCAGUGACUCCCAUGACCCCCUGGAGUAAGGACUCUCUCCACCUCUGCAACACAGGGGCCCUCCUUGUCACUGACAUUUGCUAAACCAUGGCAAUUCAUACUUAGCAAACAUUAAUGAAUUGAAAGCAUUCCUUGUUUUUAACUAAUAUUUGCACAUUUUCCUAGUGUCUUUCCUGGCCGUUUCCUGUCUUCCCCCUUUGACAGAUGGUGCCCCUCCUAGCUCCCUUCUUUCAUUUGGUUUUCCUAACUUUAGGUUUACUGUCACCGGCCGUUUGGCCAGCAAGUGCAGAAAAACAAAUGUGCCCCCCCACCCCCGUCCUUUCACUUAAAAAAAAUCUCAAAAUAAAUUUCUGAAUUAUGUAUCAUAAAGCUUUGACAUUUCUUUAUUGAUUGAUGAGAUCCUAACUUUAAAUUCUAGCACUGAAGCCUUGCACCAAGAGAAGGCUUUCCGAAAUAACCCUUUACAGCAGCUGUAUGCACGGAGGUCUUUAUGGGAAGACGGCUUGCUUUCUUGAGAUGAUCCCAUCACGCUGUGCAUAAGUGGACAGAUGUCCCGUGGUGUUUGACCCCCCUUUCCUCUCUCUCCUGCUCACGCAGCCCUGCAGCAGUAGCUCACUCUCCGAGGCUGGAAAGCCUUGCUCCUUGCAGUGACAUCCUCCCUCGCCUGCCUGUGGAAGUGGCUGUGCUAUACACAGCAUCAGGCUCGCUGGUCUGUUGCUCUGCUCAGCCUGUUUCAUUCACUCACUCUGUUUUUGUUUGUUUGUCUUUUAUAUAGCCAUUAUAAGGAGGUACAAUAAACAGCUUCUCAUGGAUACCUGACAGUUGCUUUACCUGCCCAGGAGAUAUCAGUAAUACCUAGGGCUGGGUGAUUCACGGCCACACUUCUGUGCAUGGGUACCAGGGAGUCAGGAUCUUGUCUUCUCCCGGGCCUCCUGAGGCUGUUAAACUUGUAUAAAGCUCCCCCAAGGCCUCUCGCUAGAAGCACUCUGUUGCUCUCCACCUCCCUGGACAGCUUAGCCUGAAAAGUGUUCCCCAGCUGGUACUCGUCACUGGUCCAUUUAGAGAAAAGCUGUACCUCCUCUUCCUGUGCCCAUCUUAAGUAUCUUCUGAAGUGUCGUGUCCCAGAUGAUCCUUCUCAGCUGUUUCCAAGUUGCUCCUAGGCUGGAACCCCGCCUCUGGGCACCCACCGCUGAUGGAUGGUGGGACACAUUUGUCCUCUUGGCAUCUAGGGCACACAUUCUUCUAAGCCCCACCCCAGUCACAUGACAUCAUACUGAGUUCAGAAGUAUCCCAGCAUGGUGCCCUGCUCCUCCCUCUCAGGAAGUUGAUUUUUCUUUUUUUCAUUUUUUGAUCCCACACACACUGAUGUCUGCUUAUAGCACUCCCAUCGCCACUGUUAGAUUGGAAGUGAUCGAAGCAGGGGACAAAGAGAGAGAGCUCGUGUUCAUUCUAAGUAGGAAAGCAGGACUGUCGAACUGAGAGAAGGAAACUCCAGAAGGGAACCACGAUUCCCUCCCUGCCCUGGUGAGUGUCUCCAUUAUUCCGUUAAGGUUUAAUAUGCAUUCAGAUUACUUUUACUAAAUAGUACACCAUAAAGCUUUUGUUAUAUAUUAAUGUAAACUGAAAGGAAUGUAAACAUAUGUAUUGUUAAUUAUAAAUAUCGAUAAGUAAUGACAUAAUAGAUGAAGAGGUCUUAUUCAAAUGCAUCACAUUCAUUUUACAUUACCCACCUAUUGUCGCAUGGUAGGAUAGCUUUUUGUCUCUGAAUAUGUGAAUAACUUGACUUGCAUUGAUCUUUUUACAUAUUUAAUAAAAAAAAUAUAUGUUAAAACCUG